AAAAGCCUUUUUUUCCUACACUUUCUUCCAUGCUUUCUUAAAGAUUAUCUAAUUUCUACUUCUAUUACUUUCGAUCCUCUUGUACUUUUCAAACUAUGUCUACCAUUAUCCAAGAAAACAUAGAGUGCAACAAGUCUUUAUGUCAUGUACCUAACACCCCUAGUGCAGCUAACAAGAGAUGGCGCUCGGCUUUUGUUUACAUCUAUUACAAUAGGUUCAAAAUUGACCAAACAAGUCUCACCGAGCUUGUGAAAGAGAGAAAUGUUGACAAGCUCCAAAAUAUUGGAGGGGUUGAUGGAGUAGCAUCCAUGCUUGAAACCAAUGUUGAAUUUGGGAUUCAUGGCAAUGAUGAAGACAUUACUCGCCGACGUGAGUCAUUUGGCUCAAACUCGUAUAAAAGACCACAAAGAAAGAGCUUAUUCCACUUUGUAGUAAAAGAGUUCAAGGAUCUUACCAUUAUCAUAAGCUUACUUAGUGCUGUACCAUGUCUUGCGUUUGACAUGAUGGACAAUGAAACACUAGCAGGAAGGGACGAAGAUGAAAGCCUAAUUGCUGCUUUAUUUCUUGUUGUGAUUUCUGCCAUAAGUAACUUUUGGCAAAGCAAACAAUUCCAGAAGUUAUCCGAACUCUGCAACAAUAUCCAAAUUAAAGUUGUGAGAGCUAGGCUGCAUCAAAAGGUCUCAAUCUCAGAACUUGUAGUUGGAGAUGUCGUUUGCUUAAAGAUUGGAGAUCAAGUUCCAGCAGAUGGUCUAUUCUUAGAAGGGCACUCUUUAAAAGUGGAGGAACCCAGUAUCACACAGGACGAAAGUGAUCACGUAGAAGUAAAUUGCCAUCAUCCAUUUUUGUUUUCUGGUACUAAGGUGGUUGAUGGCUAUGCUCGAAUGCUUGUCACUUCGGUUGGGAAGAACACAACAUGGGGCGAGUUGAUGAGCUCAAUCAUUCAUGAUACCAAUGAAUUACAAACACCUUUACAAGUUCGGCUCAACAAGCUCACUUCAUCAAUUCGUAAGGUUGGUUUGGCAAUUGCUCUCCUAGCUCUUGUAGUCUUGUUGGUUCGACACUUCACAGGGAAUAUAGCAGAUGAAUGUGUAAUUGGAAAAUUUCAUGGCAGCAAGAAAAAGUUUUGUGACAUGGUGAAAGCUAUGCGAAUUUUAGCUACUGCAACUACUAUAGUUGAACUUGUGAUUCCAAAAGGGUUUUCUUUGGCUGUGAAGCGUACACAUGUUUAUGCCAUGAAAAAAAUGAUGCUUGAUCAGGCAAUGGUACGGAAGCUUUCUGCCCUUGAGACCAUGGGUUUUGCCACCACCAUUUGUACUGACAUAGCAGGCAGUCUCACCUUGAAUCAAAUGAAGGUGACAAAGUUUUGGCUAGGGAAGGAAUCUUUUGAUGCAGCUGCUUAUUCAUCAAUUGCUCCGUAUUUUCUUGAAUUAGUCCAGGAAGGAGUUGCUAUGAACACAAUUGGUACUUCUUACAGGCCUAGUUCAAGAUUCGAAAUUGAGUUCUUAAGCAAUCCAACAGAAAAAGCCAUUCUUUCAUGGGCUAUUCUAGAGUUAAAUAUGGAAAUGGAGCAAUUGAUGCACAAUUGUAAAAUUCUUUCUGUUGAAGCAUUCAAUUCACACAUGAAACGAAGUGGGGUUCUACUAAGGAGAAUGGGAGACAGCACAAUCCAUGUACAUUGGAAAGGAGCUGCAGAAAUAAUACUGAAAAUGUGUUCAAGAUACAAUGAUUCUUCUGGAAUUAUGAAGGAGCUAGAUGAUCAUGAAAGGAUGAAAUUUGAGCAAAUUAUUCAGGGUAUGGAAGCUAGUAGCCUCCAAUGUGUUGCUUUUGCACAUAAGCAACUCUCAAAAGAAGAUCAAGAAUAUGACACAAAAAAUAAAAAAAUAGAAGAAGAAGGUUUGACACUAUUAGGGUUGGUGGGACUUAAAGACCCAUGUUGUCUAGGGGUGAGGAAUGCCGUGGAAGAUUGCCAAUAUGCAGGUGUAAAUAUCAAAAUGAUCACUGGAGACAAUGUUUUCAUAGCAAGAGCUAUUGCCACUGAAUGUGGGAUACUCAGGCCAGGUCAGGAUAUGGUCAAUGGAGUAGUUAUUGAAGGCAUGGAAUUCAGAAACUACACACCAGAGGAGAGAAUGGAGAAAGUUGAUAAAAUUUGUGUCAUGGCUAAAGCAUCCCCCACGGAUAAAAGUCUAAUGGUGGAAUGCUUGAAACAAAAAGGUCAUAUAGUUGCAGUCAUUGGAGGUGGCAUAAAUGAUGCACCAGCAUUGAAAGAAGCUGAUAUAGGACUUUCUAUGGGAAUUCAUGGCACGAAGGUGGUGAAGUUGAGCUCAGAUAUCGUCAUUUUGGAUGACAACUUUGCUUCUAUGGCCAAAGUUUUAAGGUGGGGAAGAUGUGUCCACAAAAACAUCCAGAAGUUCAUUCAGUUUCAACUCACUGUGAAUGUUACUGCUAUCAUUGUUAACUUUGUGGCAUUCAUUUUUGUUAAUGAAGGACCAUUAACAGGGGUCCAGUUAUUAUGGGUGAACCUAAUUACACAUAACUUGGUUGCUUUAGCUCUUGCAAUUGAGCAACCUACAAAGACAUUGAUGGAAAAGCUACCAGUGGGUUGGACUAUGCCACUUAUUACCAACAAUAUGUGGAGAAACCUCUUAGCCCAAGCUUUAUAUCAGACCGUGGUCAUCCUAACCUUAGAAUUGAAAGGACGAUUAAUAUUCAAUGUGUGUGAGAAGGUGAAGGAUACCUUGAUCUUCAAUACUUUUGUCCUUUGCCAAGUCUUCAAUCAACUCAAUGCAAGAAAGCUUAUGGAGAAGAACAUCUUCAAAGGGAUCCAUCGCAACAAUUUGUUUUUUAGUAUCAUUGCCACAACCAUAGUCCUUCAGGUGGUCAUGGUAGAAUAUUUGAAGUGGAUUGAAGAUACAAAAGGUUUGAAUUGGUGGGAAUGGGCUGCAUGUAUUGGAAUGGCAAUAGUGUCUUGGCUAGUUGGUUGGAUUGUCAAGAGGAUACCUGUUCCACAAAAGCCAUUUCUUAGCUACCUAAAAAAUUAA
Messenger RNA from Quercus robur (English oak), 3038 nucleotides. Its product is annotated as putative calcium-transporting ATPase 13, plasma membrane-type. The record is from RefSeq and is a predicted model, not a curated record. Lineage: Eukaryota; Viridiplantae; Streptophyta; Magnoliopsida; Fagales; Fagaceae. Gene Ontology annotation, biological process: calcium ion transmembrane transport. The coding region runs from base 96 to 3038 and encodes 980 amino acids. The transcript has 2 exons. Gene Ontology annotation, molecular function: ATP binding; P-type calcium transporter activity; ATP hydrolysis activity. Gene Ontology annotation, cellular component: membrane; intracellular membrane-bounded organelle.